GGACCAAACUCCUUCAAGUGUCUUGUUGGUCCCCUGGAGUCAGAGGAUGAAGAAGCAAAGAAAUUUUUGUGCAGCAAUUAAUGGUGCUGCUAACGAGGUGAAUAUGCGGCAGCCACAGUUGAUCAGGUGACUAUGACGGUAUUCCUUAUUUUAGCCAAUGGUUGGAUGGAGCCAAUCCAGGAGAGGCCAGAUUUGUACCACGGGUGUUGUCAUGGGGCUCCUCAUCUGUUGUGUGUGAUAAAUGGGCUCAUUUGUGUCUCAAGCACCAAAAAAAAAGUAGGCGUGGCCACUGUUUCUGCCAUGGAAAACUGUGGCUAUAAAGGGAUUUUCACACUGACGGCACUGGCACUCUGUUAACGGGGUUUGGAAUGAAGGGGAAGCUGGAUGACUUGAGGCUAUAGACAAGUGGAGCAAGGAGAAGAGGGAAACGUAAACGGAACUAGCACAAAAUGUGGGAGCAAUAGCUACGGAGCAAGUGACGAGAGUCACAGUCCAAGUAGGCUCAGGCGGUUGCUUAGCAGUGGGCGCCCAUUUUGUUCGUUACUUCAGUGCCGGUAGAUCCGAAAAACGAUGGAUGACGAAAUGACAACUUUGGAGGAGAUCGGAAUGGGGCUGCGAGUGAAUAUUUCCCCGACGCAGACGACAUUCUACGUUAUGCUGGUCCUUUUCGGGAUCUUGGGAAACGGCAUGGUGGUCGGCGUGGUCGGAGAAAGCGUCAUCCGCGACAGUGGUAGCGGGAAGGGCUCCGAUAUCAUUCUGGUGAACAUGGCACUGUCAAAUCUGCUGGUGUCACUGAUGAGGAACUCGCUCCUGGUGCUGUCUGACUUAGGAUUGGAGUUAUACUCAUCCAAAGAAUGGUGCCAGUUAUUGAUGUGCACCUGGGUAUGGCUUCGGUCCGUCAACGUGUGGUCGACUUUUUUCCUCAGCGCUUUCCACCUGCAGACGCUGCGGCGCGUCGCCCCUUCCGGAGGACAUUCGUACGGCCCCCGGGGGCCAUCCAAGCCCCUAUUGCUGGGUUUGGGUUCUAUCUGGGCCAUCAACCUCCUGUACUCAAUCCCUGCUUUUAUGUACUCCACUAGUGGUGACAGGAAUAGCACUGAGACGUUGAUGUUGAUCAGCAGUACGACGCGCCCCCUGCUGGGCUGUGUGUGGAACUUCCCCUCACCGUACGGUGGCUUGGCUUACGCCACCAUUUCCAUGGUGAUCCACGAGACCUUGCCCAUCAUCCUCAUGUCCAUCACUAACCUGGGCUCCCUGUACACGCUCUACGCUCAUGGACGGAAGCGCGGCGCCACCCACGUGACACAGAACGCCCCCGUGAUUCGCAGGGUCCCAGCCGAGAGGCGAGCUGCCAAGGUGAUUCUGGCUCUAAUCAUGUUGUUCAUUGUAUCCUGGGGGACCAGCAUCAUCUCCGUUAACUACUUCAAUUAUAACCGUGGAUCCUCCGCAGAGUUUCUCCUGGUCGUGGCACGCUUCGCCAACACGGCCUUCAUUGCCCUGUCUCCCAUGGUGCUGGCGAUUGGCCACCGUCGCCUCAGGGCUUUCAUCAGGUCUGUCAUAGUUCACUGACAGUUGGGCUGUAUGACCACAGAGUGGGAUAAAAAAAUAAAAAAAAAGAUCGUUCUGAUGACACCCGGUGAGGAUCCAAUAAAAGCACCGCCAAUACUCCCAACUCGAACUGGAGUUUCUGAAAGGGCCAAACUCUCCAAAACGAAAUGCAUUUACGGUAUGAUUUCAAUACUUGAUUUUCUUUUGAACUUUUGGAAGUGCCGAAGUAUUUGGAGCGUUUUCAAAUGUCCUAUAUUGUAAUGCAGGAGGUAUAGGUAAGGGUAGAAGCAUGACUGAAAAAUCACCCUGGAAAAUCAAGCCAAAACAUCAACCUUCAGAAAUUCUCUUCACAGAAAAUAUAAUAUAUAUAUAUAAUUUAAUUUAAAGCAUAUAAAGAAAUAUUUAAAAAUAUCUUGUUCUUUUGCCCUUUUCCCCUCUUCAUCAGUUUGAUAUUCAUCACUAAAAAGUCCAGUAACUCUUGACUAAAAAAAACUAAUUCCAAAAGGUCAAUAUGGCUGGCAGCCACUCCUGAACUGGGUUAGCCACAUUUGCUAAUCCAAGCACGCUGGGAGAAGGGGUGGAAUUUACAUGCUAGAUAUCAGAAUAGAAUAAUGGUUUUUAAUGGCGUGGUUGUCUUCAAAGCAGCUGAUUGAAUCUAGUUUAUGCAGUUUAAAUAAAAGGGCCCUUUGGACAGAUCGUAGGGAUGUCCUCAGGAUGCUGAUGUGUCAGUGUGAGGCUAAGACAGACCUUCGGUAACAUACCUGUGUGUGUGUGUGUGUGGCUACAUACAAGUGAUUACCUGCUUUUAAUGUCCAAGGACGUACAACCAACCGUGGAGGGCAAAGGAAACAGAUCACAACUGGCUGUAAUGGAUAAGUUUAAAUAUUAUAUAGUCUUUUUUGCCAGUGAGUUCAGUUUACAUAUUUAGCUUGCUUCGGCCUAUCUAUGUAAUCAUAAGUUCAUUAAUUUUGACUUGAAUGUAGACAUAUUCAUAAACAUCUUAUAGUUUUUUUCUGAAGAAUAAAUGGUUAAAUACUUCCACUGACCACUCCAAGUGUGUCUGAAAUGCUGAACUUCUCUUAACCAAAGAUAGCACAACCUCAUUUAAAAUACCCUGAUCAACAGGCAGAUAUGAAGCAGCAGAACAGACUAUUACUUAAAACUGUAGAUAUUUCAUACAGCCCUGGAAUUGGGUAGCUAUUUGGCAAAUAAUAAUGUAAUACAAAACACAGAAAACAAAAAUAUUUCACAGCUAUAAUAAUUUAUUACUUGGGGAAUAUCAUUAAUAUCUCAUUUAAAAAAUAUACCUUUUGUCUUUCUGUGCAAAUGAAAAUUGUCCUGCAGUUUCUGUCCCAAAGCAACAUGCAGAUUGUUCACCUUCAAAGAGGGAAUAACCUCUGAAUAUUCUUCGCAAAAA
Molecule: messenger RNA, 2965 nt
Organism: Anguilla rostrata (American eel)
Lineage: Eukaryota; Metazoa; Chordata; Actinopteri; Anguilliformes; Anguillidae
Product: olfactory receptor class A-like protein 4
Exons: 6
Coding region: 571-1569 (332 amino acids)
Biological process (GO): G protein-coupled receptor signaling pathway
Cellular component (GO): membrane
Molecular function (GO): G protein-coupled receptor activity
Source: RefSeq, a predicted model, not a curated record